UCCGUGAAACAGGAAGCGGCGAGGCGGAGGGACGUCUCCGUGGAUCUAGCAGCGCGGGAAGCUGAGGUUUUGUCGCUCUUCUUCUUCUUCUUCUUCUUCUUCUUCUUCUUCUUCUUCUUCUUCUUCUUCAAUUUCUUCUUCGCUCGGUUUUGUCGGUUCAGCAGGAACAAUUGCUUGGUGCAGCUGCAUCGGGGAGACGGCUCUGGAGGAGGAGACACUGCGGGACGAGAUGACCGACAAACAAGCGGCGACAGAGGAGAUCAUAGCAGAUACCAUGGCUAAUCCUUCUCCAGCAAAGAGCAUGGGCGACCCUGGAAUCACUCCACUGUCUCCUACACACACUCAGCAGAACGACACAGACCAGGUGCAGACCCAGCUCUCCUUUGUGGUGGUGGUUGCCAUUGACUUUGGCACCACCUCCAGCGGUUAUGCCUACGCCUUCACCAAGGAGCCAGAGUGCAUUCACACCAUGAGACGUUGGGAAGGCGGAGACCCUGGUGUGUCCAAUCAGAAGACUCCAACCACAAUCCUGCUGACUCCAGACAGGAAGUUCCACAGUUUUGGCUAUGCUGCUCGCGACUUCUACCAUGACCUUGACCCCAGCGAGUCAAAACAAUGGCUCUACCUAGAAAAAUUCAAAAUGAAGCUCCACACCACAGCUAAUCUGUCGACUGAAACAGACCUCCAUGCAGCCAACGGGAAGCGGGUGAAAGCCCUGGAUAUCUUUGCAUAUGCAUUGGCCUUCUUUAAGGAGCAAGCACUAAAGGAGCUGAGUGACCAGACAGGUGGUGACUUUGACAACAACGACGUGAGAUGGGUGAUCACAGUUCCUGCCAUUUGGAAAAUGCCGGCGAAGCAGUUCAUGAGGGAAGCUGCCUAUAAGUCUGGUCUGGUGUGCCGUGAAAACCCAGAGCAGCUGAUCAUCUCCUUAGAACCCGAGGCAGCAUCAAUCUACUGCCGCAAGCUCCGCCUCCACCAGAUGGUGGACCUGGGCACCCACACCACCCAGAACGGCUUCAGCCCCACUGACAACGCAGCGAGUGCAACGAACCAAGCCAAGGAGCAUGUUCGGCGCAACCGGCAGAGCCGCACCUUUUUGGUGGAAAAUGUCAUAGGGGAGCUUUGGUCGGAGCUGGAAGAAGGGGAUCGUUAUGUAGUGGUGGACUGUGGUGGAGGAACAGUGGACCUGACUGUUCAUCAGAUCCGUCUUCCAGAGGGACAUCUGAAGGAGCUCUAUAAGGCCUCAGGUAAAAAGACCCACAGUGUAACACAAGGUGGCUUGGCUCUGCUUUCUGUACGUAGUCUUACCUUGACAAAAUGUUCUGAUCAGUCACGAUCCCCUCUGUUCCCAGGUGGCCCCUACGGCUCUAUCGGUAUCGACUACGAGUUUGAGAAGCUGCUGUGUAAGAUCUUCGGUCAGGAUUUCAUCGACCAAUUCAAGAUCAAGAGGCCGGCCGCCUGGGUGGACCUGAUGAUUGCAUUCGAGUCUCGGAAGAGAGCGGCGGCCCCGGAACGUACCAACCCCCUCAAUAUCAACCUGCCCUUCUCCUUCAUCGACUACUACAAGAAGUUCAGGGGCCACAGCGUGGAACAUGCCCUGCGCAAGAGCAAUGUGGAUUUUGUUAAAUGGUCGUCUCAAGGGAUGCUGAGGAUGAGUCCAGACGCUAUGAACUCCCUCUUCAAACCCACCAUAGAUCACAUCAUCCAGCAUCUCACCGAGCUCUUUGAGAAGCCCGAGGUGAGCGACAUUAAGUUCCUGUUCCUAGUGGGAGGUUUUGCUGAGUCGCCCUUGCUGCAGCACGCCGUCCAGAACAUGCUCCAGGGCCGCAGCCGCAUCAUCAUCCCACACGACGUCGGCCUCACUAUCCUGAAAGGUGCCGUGCUGUUCGGCCUGGACCCCAGCAUCAUCAAAGUCCGCCGCUCGCCCCUCACGUACGGCGUGGGCGUCCUCAACCGCUUCGUUGAGGGCAAGCAUCCACCAGAGAAGCUGCUGGUGAAGGAUGGCACCCGAUGGUGCACUGACGUUUUCGACACCUUCAUCGCUGCAGACCAGUCCGUGGCGCUGGGUGAGAAUGUGAAACGGAGCUACACGCCGGCCAAGCCUUCCCAGCAGGUGAUCGUCAUCCACGUCUAUUGCUCGGAGAAGGAGAGGGUGGGGUUCAUCAGCGAGCCCGGGGUCAGGAAGUGCGGAACGCUUCGUUUGGAUGUGAGUGGAACGGAAAGCACAGCGCCGCGCCGCGAGAUCCAGACGCUCAUGCAGUUUGGAGACACGGAGAUUCGGGCCAUGGCAGUGGAUGUGUCCACUGGACGCACUGUCAAAGCUAGCAUUGACUUCCUCAGCCAUUAAGUAGACCAUGAGAGCUAAUGUAGCAGAAUUAUUGGAAGUAUACAAAAUGGAAAAUACAGCUUACUCACAUACACACAUAGCCAUACAUACACAUAUAUACACACACAUUCACAUACAGAGCCAACAAGCUGGGGGUAUGUACUUGAAAGUGCUUAAGGAUAUUCAAGCUCCAGGCCCAUUUACUCUCAAUUCAAGGGGCAGAAUUUGAAUGAAAGUUCUUAAACUUAAACGCCGGAUGACAUUUAACUGUAGAAUCUGAAAAGAAAACGUGUCUUUUAAGGUCUGUCUAUUCACGUCCGUCCCCAGUAGUUCAUUUGCUGACAAGCUGCACAGUGUUCACACACUCAUAACAAACCCAUGCACCCCCCCAUAGGACACAGCUGCAUCUGCACAGGGUCAGAUUUAGGAGCUUGUUAUCAAGACGAGUCAAACCAGAUAAUAAUCCAAUGGUGGAAACAUUCAGAACACGUCUUUGCAUGCUUCAGUCUCUUUAUUGCCGCAGCAGCUCAUUGUAUUUCAGCAAUGAUUCUGAUUUCCACUGUACUUCACAGAAGUUCUUAGGGCCAUUCCAGUGGUUUUGCAUUAUUCCUUUGAACGUUAACAGGUCACACAGCUACACACAGCACAUCGAUAGCAAUCCUCUGAACAGGGUCUUAGUUACCUUAGGUAUAGUGCUGUUGCAGAGGCUAACUGUGGGUGUCAUGUUCUCACCUGAUAGAGAUGAAAUGGUUAACGUGUUAGAAAAAACAGUGACAUACAGGUAGUAUGUGUUUUAGUCCAGUUAGAGCUGUUAAAUACACGACAGCUCAAGAGGAAAAUGCCACAUUUAUAGAUUCAGGUUCUUAUUCACCCUCCUAAUUGACUCAGUACUGAAUAAUAUAACCUAGUACCAUAAAGGUACAGCAUUUAAAACACAAACCAACCAGUAAAUCUACUUUUCAUGCAAAGCCACCGGUCUGGUUCUUAAGGAACGUGCUGGGAGCUCAGUCUGAAAAUCAAGUGCAGCCAUCGGAUGUGCUUAAUUGUUGCCUUUAUGUCUUUUUGCUUCUGACUAUUAGAUGUGGACUAAACGCCACUCGCUCACUUGAAUAUUUCGAAGCCAGGCGUGACUCCAGUCGAGACAAUGAAGUGUGUUUAUUUCUGUAAAUACAGUAUUUAAAUAUUGUACAGAUUUAUAGCCUUGUUUCAGCAGCUUUAGAGCCAAGAGCGUGUGUGUGUGUGUGUGUGUGUUUUUGUGUGUGUGUGUGUGGGUGCGUGUGUUUUCUCAUGAACAUCUCAACAUUUCUUUCCACACCAGCCAUAGUAUGAGAGGCCAAGGCAGCUUUGAUUGCCUUGUUCACUCAGAAUGAGAGAUUUAAUGUGUUGCCUGUUGUUUUUUUUGUUUUUUUUUGCAAACAUGAAGAAACUUGAAUACCUCCGUCCUUAAAAAAGCAUUUGAGUGAAUAAGUCUGCUGUUAGUUUUGAAAGAGCAGGAUCUGAAUGUGUCCAGUCCCCCCACCCCCCCCCCUUCCCAUCCACCCUGCAGCACAGCCUCUGCAGGGAUUUCAUUGUGAUUCAUUACAAAUUCAGCAACUAAUUAUUUCCAAGAAAUAAAAACUAGAGCUGUCGAGUAUAUUAAACAUGUUUGUUUGUGUUUUACAGCUGAGGCCUAGUCGUACGAGCCGAACGCCACAGUUCCACGUGGCUAUGGAAGGUUAAUGUUUUAAGUAUUAAUUGAAAGAGUGCCUAGUGUGAAUAAAUUGUCGGGAGUCACUCAUCCAAUCAGAACAUGCGGCGCGUUCCUUCUCCCUCUUGACGAUAUACUGAAGCUUUAUAAACGUGUGAGCUCAGACGUAAACACUGAGAAUCACACUGAUCCAAACAUCCACACGCUCAUCUCACGUCCUCGUGAAAGUGCGUGCGUAAGGCUGAGUUAAAGGGCCGCUACUGAGUUCUCUCUGAUCUUCGUUGACCCCUGCUGGCAGCAAGGAGAAGCGACCCUGGUGGAAACCUCGUUCAAGCUCAGUGAUGUAAUAACGUAAUACAUCUCGUAGCGGCUGGUGGUGGCUGGUUUGUUUCUCCUUCGGCAGAGCAGGAUUACUCAACGACUGGAAGGUGUGACAGCUAGCAUGGAAGCGUCCUCCGUUGUGACUCUCCGGGGGGUUUGAUUCUUUAAAGGUCAAAACUGACUAAAUGGUUUGUGAAAAGUCAUGUGUGAAGGUCUCGGUAUGAUUCAGAGUAACUUCAGUAGGUUUCUGCCUCUUUAGACUCGUAGUUUUAUUGCAAUAAUGAGUACUUUCAGGGGAGUGUCCUGUCCGGCCGUCUUUUUUUCCUGGUGUGACCAAAGUAGAUGUGACGCACCAGUUGCUUUGUAAAGUGGGUUGGAUUGGCAGGUUGUCUCUUGAAAAGUAGAAAAAUAUGCCCAUAUGUCCAUAUGUACUUUGCCUCCAUAAUUCAGUAAAAGAUUUGCACUGGUUGCAUUUAAAUACACAGAUUUCAUCCUAAAACAUUGCUGUGAUAAAUGCUGCUGUGUCCGAGGACCUUGGACUGAAAGCUGCAUUUGCUUUUCCUUCCUGGUUCAGCAGAUCCAGAGGGAGACUGUGCAUCCAGUUCAAUGCAUGACCAUGUGUCCCCACAGCCCAACACACAUCAGUGGGGAAUCACCUGUCACACAGUCUCUUAGCUUGUGAAAUGUUGCAGAGCUGGACAUGAAACAUAAAGAGGCAACAUAUCAUCCUGAUGAAUACUCAAAAGAACAAUAAACCAAGUAAUCACUGAGUCGUUGGUAUUGAUCAACAACCCACACAGAUAUAUUAGUAAUUAUAUGCUGCAGUGUUCUGGAUUAUAACCACUUUUAAAGCCAUUUCCUUUGAUUCCUUAUUUAAACUGUGAAUGGAAACUUGUCUCGCUCAGUGUCUGUGCACAAAUAUGCACAAGCUUCAAUGCUCUUCACCUUUACCGGCACUCUGUCUGCAAUGCAUGUUUCGCAUGUGUCACACAGGAAUGACUACACAACACGUCGCUUUUACUAGUACACAAAGUCAGGGUUACCACUGACGAUGAAGAUGGUGAUGAAGAUGGAAACUGCGGUCUUGGUUGUGUGUAAAACCCUGCUGCUUUCUGAGCUGUUAUAGAUAAUGUUACUGAUGGCAGCUCCUGACUCCCAUAGCAGGGCCACACAUACUGUACUGAUGAUGACUAACCGUAUAACCUUUGAUUCCUACUACACUUCACUGCUAUGACUAAUGAUGGAUCUCAAGUGGAAGGCUAUUAUAACACCACGGUCCGUUGCGUCCUUGGAUAGAUAAUGACAUUAUUGUAUUUGGUUCGGCCGUGAGUAUUAUACGAUGCACAGGACACCGUUUUGUAGCAGCUUUAUACGUAAAGCUAUGAUAAAAUUAUAUGAAGACAUGUAUUAGCUUUCUGUUGCUGGCACACAAGGCAGCAGAAGCCAGAGGUGGAGUAUCUCAGUGGGUGUGAUUUGAGGUAGCAGCUUGCAUCAUGUACAAGUAUCUGCUUUACACUAUCUAGACAAAAAUAAUAGAAAAUAGGUUAAAAAAAAAAAAAUUGCAUUUAAACGGAUUGAGCUUGUAGUUAGGAUCCUCUCAGCCACUGUGGAACUUAACACAAUGUACACUUUGUUCUUUUAGUCCUUUUAUUGAUGAUGCAAAGGAGUUUUAUUUGUGUUUGUUUUUUUUAUUAUUAUCUUCAGUUACUUAAAUGUGUUGUUCUCUUGCAAUCUUCACACAGUAAUGGAUGUUUUUCUUGAUCAAUGCCAGGUAUUCACUGUCAGACUGUCACCAAUAAAAUGUAUGUGUAUUUCAAACAACA
This is a messenger RNA of Limanda limanda (common dab), 6157 nucleotides long. RefSeq names its product heat shock protein 12A (gene hspa12a). The transcript has 11 exons. Lineage: Eukaryota; Metazoa; Chordata; Actinopteri; Pleuronectiformes; Pleuronectidae. Bases 230 to 2347 code for a protein of 705 amino acids. The record is from RefSeq and is a predicted model, not a curated record.